AUGGUGCCCUUUCGUAACUUCCUGGCCAGAAAAUCCGGUGCUUUCAACGGCGCGCAAACCGAGAAUAACAACAAUGAAGACGAGCGCCCUUCCACGGAUAGCCAGCGCGGGACUCCCCUGAGCGUCAGGACGAGCAGCGACAACCCCGAACCUCCAGAGUACAAAUUGAGCGUUGUCGAUGACAAUGGUUCUUAUCUACCGCCCUCACCACCAGAGAAACAAAGCUUUUGGAGCAGAUACCCUGGCUCAAACAGGUCGUCGAAUAACCAUCGAAAUCUUGUCAAUGAAAAUGAGCCAUUCUCGAUAUCUCGCGAGUCGUUUGACUCUUAUCGUCGGUCCUUUGAUAUUUCUGCCCGUUCUCCCGUGAGUUAUAGCGACACAAUGCCAUCCCGAACUUCCCUUGACUCGCGCUUUUCCCGCAUCACAUCCCCUUCUCUGGGACACAACGCAUUCGACAGGCCAGAACCCAUGGAAGAGGAGCAAUUCGAAGACGUCGGGCUUAAUGAUGACGAAGUGAAGCUGCCGCCAAAAAAGAGGGGUGUAUUCUCGCGAUUUGGCGACUUGAACUUUGCAAACUCGAAUGACUCCCAGUCUUCAGCUGGCUCGAAAAUCUCGUCUUCAUUUGGCUUUCAUCUUCCGGGGAGGAAACGAGGGCAGAGCGGUGCGGGGUCUGAGCUAGGCACGGUGAACCCACCAUCUGUUGACCCUAAUGUAAAUGAACAGUAA
Aspergillus chevalieri is the source of this 726-nucleotide messenger RNA. RefSeq lists its product as uncharacterized. The record is from RefSeq and is a predicted model, not a curated record. The coding region runs from base 1 to 726 and encodes 241 amino acids. The transcript is spliced from 4 exons. NCBI's taxonomy places the organism in Eukaryota, Fungi, Ascomycota, Eurotiomycetes, Eurotiales, Aspergillaceae.